UGCCAUGAUUAUGGGAUGAUUGAUGACUUGAUUUGCUUCACAAGUGAUGCUGUGAUGAGCGGUGUGCCACUGAACGUUGGACAGAAAGUCAUCGCUGUUGUUGAAGAGGAUAAAACAUCUAAUGGAUUGAAGGCGAUCAGAGUAGAAGCUGUCUCAGACAAAUGGGAAAACUAUAGCAGUCCUACUUACGACUCUUCUGAAUUAAAAACUAAAAUGUUAACUGGCAAUAUUACAUCUCUUACUGAAGAUGGUGGCUAUAUUAAUAAGACAACUUCUUUCUCCAUGGACCAGGUUUGUGAAGGCUUCGAACCUUGUAAAGGUGACUGGGUGCAAGCUGAAUAUUUUAUUAACCCAACAACAUGGAGCAGUGAAGCAGUUUCUGUAAAGCCACUGAGAUAUAAGCGAGUGGACAAAGUUCGUAUUUCCAGUAUUUGUGGAAGAAUUGGCGUAGUAGAUGACAGUAUAUUUUUCAUUCUGGAUUCUCUGAGACUUCCUGAUGGUUAUUCACCUCGUAGACAUGACCUGGUCAAUGUGGUGGUUGUGGAGAGUAACCAGUCAUGUUACAUUUGGAGAGCACUCUGCAUGGCUCCCUCAGACAAGAAUGGUGAAAUGAACUUGGAUGAGUCAUAUGAAAAUUUAAUGAGAGACAAAGGAGGACUGGAGGUGUCAAGAAUGACUAACUUUGGAACGCUUAAGCUAGGGGAGAGUAAAAACAUGGUCAUUUGGAUAGAGAAUAAGGGAAAUGUACCACAUUCCUUAAUCAGCUGCAGACUAGCUGGCUGGGAAAAAGAGAAGCAGUUUAGCUUUCAGUUGCCUGAAAAAGGCCAGAAGACUCCAACAGCAUUUUUGUCAUCAUCUGUUCCUGUGAAACAAGAGAAUUUGUCAAAAGGGAGCAUCAAUUCACUCAAUAACAGUAGAGAACCUACGUGCCAGCCAUUGAAUAACGCAUUUGUUAUGAAUAAUGGAACCCCACGGGAAGGAAUUAAUCCUAAGGAUCCAGAUUUAGCAAGAGAGAAUGAAGAUCUUGGUAGCAGAGAAGAUGAAAAUCUGUGCAGUGGAGAAAAUGGACAAAAUGUGGAAGAACAGCCAACAGUUGAGACAGAAGCUAAUGGGGAAAUCUUCAUACCGCCUGAUGGAAAGACUUCCAUUGUGAUCAUAUGCACCGCAGUAAACCCUGGCCGCUGCAAAGAACUUCUGUUGCUUUGUUUUUCUGAUUUUAUUAUUGGACGUUACAUUGAAGUAACUGUAAUAAAUGAAGAGGAAUCUCUAAUAGCAGCCACUGAACCAUUCUCAGUAAGAAAGCAUAAAGUUAUUCCAGAGUUACAGCACAUGAAGACCACAGUGUCUGUAACAGAACACAAAAGAAGUUGUAGAAGACAUCUUCCAAGUUUCCUACCAUACUAUCCCAUACCGGAUAGAUUAAGAAAAUGUGUGGAGCAGAAAUUGGACAUACUGACUUUUCAACCUCUCCUUGCAGAGCGACUGAAUCUGUCUAACUAUAAAGCAAACCUUUCUACCCUGCUCUGGCUUGAGGAGAUCCAUGCUGAAAUGGAGAUCAAAGAAUUUAGCAUGAGUGGAAUCAUUUUGAAAAAGAAUGGAAACUUCUUGGUGCUGGAAGUGCCAGGAUUGACAGAGGGAAGACCUUCCUUAUAUGCAGGUGACAAAGUGAUACUAAAAAGUCAAGACUACUCUGAGCAUAUAAUAGAGUACAUUGCCUAUGUUACUGAGAUUCACAAUGAAGAUGCUACUCUGAGACUUAACCCAGAGUUUGAACGGGUUUACAACUCUGAACCCAUGGAUGUAGAAUUUGCAUUCAAUAGGACUACCAGCAGGCGAUGCCAGUUUGCAGUUGAACAAGGCAUCUAUCUGGGUGAAAAAGUGUUAUUUCCAGAUACUCUGGUUUUACAAUCCCCACAAGUUGUCAAGACUUGGAAUAAGAUGGGAUGUCGUACUAUUGCUGAUGAUCAUGAACAGUAUACCAAGAAGAAAGACAUGUGCUCUUUUCAGAAAAAGAAAAUGCAAAAUGAACAAACAAAAUGCAUGGUGCCAAAGGAGAGAAACAUAGUGGCUGUGCCUCGAAUGGUGACUGUUGCUACACAGACAAGUAAACUGAUCAAUGGAAUCAUGACACCUGAACAGAGAGACUGUGAAUUUUUCAAUCCUGUGCUGAAUGAGCAUCAGAAAUUAGCAGUGAAGAGGAUACUUAGUGGUGAAUGUCGUCCAACUCCUUAUAUUCUCUUCGGACCACCGGGAACUGGAAAAACUGUAACAAUGAUAGAAGCUAUCUUACAGGUACACUAUACUUUACCAGACAGUCGAAUUUUGGUCUGUGCACCAUCCAACAGUGCAACGGAUUUAGUUUGCUUACGACUGCAUGAUAGUAACCUCCUAAAACCAGGAGCUAUGGUCAGAGUUAAUGCUAGCUGCAGGUGUGAAGAGACAAUCAGUGAUACAGUAAAACUUUACUGCAAAGAUGGUGACGAUAUUUGGAAUGCAUCACGGUUCAGGAUAAUAAUUACCACAUGUAGCAGUGCAGGAAUGUUUUAUCAAAUAGGAGUAAGGCUUGGGCAUUUCACACACGUAUUUGUGGAUGAAGCAGGACAGGCAAGUGAACCAGAAUGCUUGAUUCCACUUGGGUUGAUUUCAGAAGUUAAUGGACAGAUAGUGCUUGCUGGAGAUCCGAUGCAGUUAGGACCAGUAAUAAAAUCUACCCUUGCAAUGGCUUAUGGAUUAAAUAUAUCCAUGCUGGAAAGACUAAUGUCACGAUCUCUGUAUCAGAGAAAUGAGGAUACUUUUGGUGUUUAUGGAUCGUACAAUCCUCUGUUGGUUACAAAGCUUUUGAAGAAUUACAGAUCACAUUCUACAUUGCUUGCGUUGCCAUCUAAACUGUUUUAUCAUAAAGAGCUGGAAGUUUGUGCAGACACUUCAGUAGUAACUUCUUUGUUGGGUUGGGAAAAAUUACCGAGGAAGGGGUUUCCACUAAUUUUUCAUGGCAUGAGGGGCAGUGAAACACGUGAAGGACACAACCCCUCUUGGUUUAAUCCUACAGAAGCAGUUCAAGUAAUGCGUUAUUGUUGCCUUCUUGCGAAACACAUUAACAAUGCAGUGUCGGUGACUGAUAUUGGGGUGAUUACACCAUAUCGUAAACAGGUAGAAAAAAUUAGGUUUCUUCUGCGAAAUGUUGAUUUGAUGGAUAUUAAAGUUGGUUCUGUAGAGGAGUUUCAAGGGCAGGAGUACUUGGUGAUCAUCAUAUCGACAGUACGAUCAAAUGAGGGCUCAUUUGAUGAUGAUAGAUACUACUUGGGAUUCCUCUCUAAUGCAAAACGAUUUAAUGUGGCAAUUACCAGACCAAAGGCUUUGCUUAUUCUGGUGGGAAAUCCUCAUGUUCUUGUAAAAGAUCCCUGUUUCAGUGCUCUUUUGGAAUACAGCCUAGCAAAUGGAGUUUAUGUAGGUUGCGAUUUGCCUUCUGAAUUGAAAUCUCUGCAACAGUAA
Molecule: messenger RNA, 3492 nt
Organism: Terrapene triunguis (Three-toed box turtle)
Lineage: Eukaryota; Metazoa; Chordata; Testudines; Emydidae
Gene: MOV10L1
Product: Mov10 like RISC complex RNA helicase 1
Exons: 25
Coding region: 16-3492 (1158 amino acids)
Molecular function (GO): helicase activity
Source: RefSeq, a predicted model, not a curated record